AUGAGCUUCGUGGCCUACGAGGAGCUAAUCAAAGAGGGUGACACAGCCAUCCUGUCCCUGGGCCAUGGCGCGAUGGUGGCCGUGCGUGUGCAGCGUGGGGCCCAGACCCAGACCCGGCACGGCGUCCUGCGGCACUCAGUGGACCUCAUCGGCCGCCCCUUCGGCUCCAAGGUGACCUGCGGCAGAGGCGGCUGGGUGUAUGUGCUGCACCCCACACCGGAGCUCUGGACACUGAACCUGCCGCACCGCACCCAGAUCCUCUACUCCACCGACAUCGCCCUGCUCACCAUGAUGCUGGAGCUUCGGCCUGGCUCCGUGGUCUGUGAAUCUGGCACCGGCAGCGGCUCCGUGUCCCACGCCAUCAUCCGCACCAUCGCGCCCACGGGCCACCUGCACACGGUGGAGUUCCACCAGCAGCGGGCAGAGAAGGCUCGGGAGGAGUUCCAGGAGCACCGCGUGGGCCGCUGGGUGACCGUGCGGAACCAGGACGUGUGCCGCAGCGGCUUCGGCGUGAGCCACGUGGCAGACGCCGUCUUCCUGGACAUCCCCUCGCCUUGGGAGGCCGUGGGGCAUGCCUGGGACGCCCUCAAGGUCGAAGGUGGGCGCUUCUGCUCCUUCUCGCCCUGCAUCGAGCAGGUUCAGCGCACGUGCCAGGCGCUGGCAGCCUGCGGCUUCUCGGAGCUGAGCACCCUGGAGGUGCUGCCCCAGGUCUACAACGUGCGCACCAUCAGCCUGCCCGCGCCCGACCUGGGGGCCAGCCCCGGCCCUGACGCCAGCCCCUUCCGCAGCGGCACGCCCAUGAAGGAGACCGUGGGCCACACUGGCUACCUGACUUUCGCCACCAAGACUCCGGGCUAG
Molecule: messenger RNA, 858 nt
Organism: Rangifer tarandus platyrhynchus (Svalbard reindeer)
Lineage: Eukaryota; Metazoa; Chordata; Mammalia; Artiodactyla; Cervidae
Source: the annotation of a GenBank genome assembly